Schistosoma rodhaini is the source of this 1300-nucleotide messenger RNA. The record is from the annotation of a GenBank genome assembly. Lineage: Eukaryota; Metazoa; Platyhelminthes; Trematoda; Strigeidida; Schistosomatidae.
CUUUUUGGUUGUUGCGUUACAUUGGGUUUCAGUGACCUUGGAUUUCCAUGCCUUAAAAGAUUUUAUUGUUGGUCACCUUGUCAAUUUACGAAAACUUUUUUUCCGAGAUAUCUACUAUUCAUUUUCUUAUUCAAAAUGCGUGUUUUGGAAUUGUAUUCAGGAAUAGGAGGAAUGCAUAUUGCUUUUAAAAAGUCUACUGUGAAACACGAAGUAGUUGCUGCCGUUGAGAUAAAUGAUGUUGCAACUGAUGUAUAUGAGUACAAUUUCCCUAAUACAUUGACUCUAAAUCGUGUUAUCGAGAGUUUUAGUCCAGACUAUGUGUGCAGCUUAAAUGCAAACGUAUGGAGUCUCUGUCCACCUUGUCAGCCAUUCACAAGGUUGGGGAAACGCAUGUGUGAAGCAGAUAACAGGAGCUCUUCGUUUUUCCAUGUUCUUGAUUUAAUAAGCAUUAUGAAGCCAGCAGGAAUCAUUCUUGAAAACGUAAAGGGAUUUGAACAUUCUGAACCAUGGCGACAACUGAUAGGAGUGCUAAACAGUUGUGAUUAUGAAUAUCGACAAUUUCUACUUUCUCCUCUGCAAUUUGGCAUACCUAACUGUCGCCUCCGUUUCUAUCUUCUUGCGCGUUUGCGUUCAUCAUCUUGGAAUUCAAAUUUUAAAAUGGGAAAAUCAGAAUCGAUUGAUCUGAGACCACCGAUUGAUGCACCCAUGUUACCCGGCUGUCAAUGUACCUCAUGCAGUCGUGUUAUCAGCCACAUAGAACAUACAGAUGAUAAUUUCACUGAAUAUAUCCAAUUUUGUCGACCAAUAUCGGAGUUUUUAUUACUACCAAGUGACAGUUCUAAAGAGUUAUAUUUUCUAGAUGAGAAAUGCCUUCAGCGUUAUUUCCGUGUACUUGAUAUCGUCAGAUCUUGCGAUAAGAAAACAAGAUGUUUUACAAAAGGUUAUUCAAAACGAUUGGAAGGUACAGGAUCUGUAUUUCAGACAUCUAUGGAAAAUGAAACAAGUGAAAAAAUAACCAACUUCUAUGAGGCCAAUAAAGAAGAUGAACAAGCUGUGUUACAGUAUGCCAAAUUAUUGAAACUACGUUUUUUCCAUUCUCGUGAAGUAGCCAAUAUGAUGUGUUUUCCAAAAAGUUUUGAUUUUCCAGAACACAUAACCGAGAAACAACGUCUUCGUUUGUUGGGUAACAGUGUGAAUAUACUUGUUGUUAGUCACUUAAUUUACUGGGCCUUUGGGACGUAAUGGAAACAAUGUACUCCUCAUUAAUUUUAUACCAUGUAAAUAAACAUACUAUUUUUUU